This is a messenger RNA of Plectropomus leopardus (leopard coralgrouper), 1355 nucleotides long. Its product is annotated as vesicle-associated membrane protein-associated protein B/C. Gene Ontology annotation, cellular component: plasma membrane; endoplasmic reticulum membrane. Lineage: Eukaryota; Metazoa; Chordata; Actinopteri; Perciformes; Serranidae. The record is from RefSeq and is a predicted model, not a curated record. Gene Ontology annotation, biological process: endoplasmic reticulum membrane organization. Gene Ontology annotation, molecular function: FFAT motif binding.
CCCUUCCUGCUGCAUCACAACAGCCGUCAGUAGCUCGAGUAGCACUAGUGACCGGGGGGGACAGGAUAUCCACUGCUUUAUUCAUUGAUAAAACAACUCUAUUGGCGUUGCAGCACUCAACAACAUCCUAACACGGGGGUAACGGACAGGAACUGGUUGCAGUGCGAUCGCCCCGCUCCAGCUGUUGGGAUAUGGCCAGGCCGGAACAGGUUCUGCUCUUGGAGCCUCAGCACGAACUGAAAUUCAGAGGUCCAUUCUCAGACGUGGUCACCACAAAUCUCAAGCUCUCCAACCCAACAGACAGGAAUGUGUGUUUUAAGGUUAAGACGACAGCGCCGCGCCGGUACUGUGUGCGGCCAAACAGUGGAAUCAUCGAUGCAGGCACCUCAAUCAAUGUCUCAGUUAUGCUGCAGCCUUUCGACUAUGACCCAAAUGAGAAGAGCAAACACAAGUUCAUGGUCCAGUCCGUGCUAGCACCUCCUGACAUGACCGAUAUGGAGGGAGUGUGGAAGGAGGCCAAAGCAGAUGAGCUGAUGGACUCCAAAUUGAGGUGUGUUUUUGACAUGCCAGUGGAGAACGAGAAAACGCAUGACAUGGAGUCCAACAAGAUGAUGUCGUCCAGCUUGCUGAAGUCAGACUCCUCCACGCUGCCUCCAAAGUCACUGAGCUCCACCCUCGAUGAUGGGGAGGUAAAGAAGAUCAUGGAGGAGUGUAAGAGGCUGCAAAUGGAGGCUCAGAGGCUACGGGAAGAAAACAAACAGAUCAGGGAGGACGAUGGUCUGCGGAUGCGGAAGAGCAACGUGAUGUCAUCUCAGCACUCCUCAAUUGGCAUGAAGAAAGACGAGGGCUUUAGCGCCCGCACAAUGGCCCUCAUCCUGCUCUUCUUCGUGGUGGGCGUCAUCGUUGGCAAGUUGGUCUUGUAGGUGGCAGCUCAAUUCGGUCGGCCGCAGCAUGCUUUCAGGGGGAUGAAAACAAACACGGGGUCUGGGAUUUUGGAUCAGAUAUGCCAUAUCCGCUGGGUGGGGGGUGAUACUAGUUUUGAUUCAGUCUCAUUUAUGUAAAAAAAAAACAACAACAAAAAAACAAAGGUAAUGUAUGAGAAAAUAAAGAAGAAAAAACGAUAUGAACAAACCUACUGUUACAGGUCUUGCCUCUACGUAAUCAUCACAUAAUCAUUCAGGCCCUCUUUCCCAGAGUUUCAUGUAUAUAGAUGACUGGUUCUAUGGGGGAGGGGGAAAUGGAAACAUGAUUUAAUGCUCGUGAUCCAGACCAAUUUUCUAACACCGGCAAGGUGGUGUUGGUGCGACUGAGUCAGUUUGCAGUUGUGUGAAUGUCAUUUUAGUGUAUUGUUGUUU